Molecule: messenger RNA, 993 nt
Organism: Aspergillus oryzae RIB40
Lineage: Eukaryota; Fungi; Ascomycota; Eurotiomycetes; Eurotiales; Aspergillaceae
Exons: 2
Coding region: 1-993 (330 amino acids)
Biological process (GO): peroxisome fission
Cellular component (GO): peroxisomal membrane
Source: RefSeq, a predicted model, not a curated record
AUGUCGGAUCCCGAACGCCAGCAAGAUGGAUGCCUUGACGUCUCCCUGGACACAGGUGGAACAACACAUUCCACCAAUACAGAUCCACAUUGUGUGGGGAAUUGUCAACUUUGGUCAAUAGCUGCCGGAUUGAGGUCGACGGAUGUUACGAUGCACAAAAUAAACAGUCUCAUCUCUAGCUCAAUAGGUCAGGACGCCGCUCUCGGCUCCGUUGAAUAUCUAUCGCACGCCUUACAUUACUUUCUCCUUUCGAGAAUCUGGAGAAAAAUCAAGGCUCGCCUACAUGCUCUGCUGAGAGUGAUGCAGAGACAUAGAACUACUCCAUGCCACGGUCAAUCCACACAUACGCAAAUCAAGACGCCUGCAUGGUCACCGCUACUGUCACUUUCAUCUUUGAUGUUCGACACUCGUUGCACUCUACGUCUAUUGGGAUUGUUCUCGAUAUGGACCUGGGGCUCUGAAACCGCAAAGGCUCCACCGGCGGAUCGAAUUGUCCGAGAACUAACACGACUUCAGUUGGUGGCGACCACAGUGUACCAAUUUUUAGAGAAUGUCGCUUUUCUCAUGACAAAAAACGUUUUACCGGAGAAGCUAUGGAAGCGAUUCGAUAGUGAGAAGCUGUAUGCUUGGAGUCUUCUUUCCCUGUGUGUGCAUAUGAUGCUCCAGUUAGGUAAGCUUUGGCGGGAGAGUGUGCUUAGAAAGAGGGCCGACCAGAAGGCAGUGGCAUCCACCAAUGGUAAGAUAAAGAUGAUUGACAAGGAGGUGGAAAGUGCGAGUGAGGCCGACGACAAUGAUACGGAAACAUCCGCGCGGCGAGAGGAAGUCCAUGCCGCGAGGAAGAGCUUGGUGUCAAGCGUGACUUGGGGAGCAUUAUGUGCGCACUGGGGGAUGCCUGCUGGGAUUGGGAUUCCCGAACCCUUCAUAGGGGCGUUGAGCUUUGUUGCAGAUGCUUGGGAGCUCAGGGAUACAUGGAUUUCAAUUGAAGUUCCAUAA